UAAUAAGAUGUCAGAUUUGUGUUGACGAUUUUUUUGGUCCGACUGAUGUUCAACCCGGUCCGUCCAACCCGAUCGGCUUGACACUCCUAAGAUAUCCCGAGCGAGGAGCAAACCGCGAUCAUCAGGCCUUGUUCGUGGAUCUGGAUAAUCUAUAUUGCUCGCCAGGAUCACCCUAACUCAGUCCCCACGGUAGUACUUCGAGACAAAGUAAAACAAAAGAGUACAAAUAUAACAUCGAGAUAUCGAGGUCCGAGAAUCAUCCUCUUUGGUCCUCUCCAGCUUCUUCCAACGGCCAUGGCGGCGCCGGCGAAGACGGCGGAGUACGAGUUCGAGUGGGGCCCGUCUCCGGCGACUCCCGACAUUUCCCCGCUAGCGAGGAUCACCCACGACAUCAGCCCCCCUCUGAUCGCCAUGAUCGCCGUCGUCGGCACCGCCCUCGUCAUCGUCCUCUGCGCCCGCAUCCUCUCCCGCUACCUCCACCGCUGGCGCCGGUGGAGGCGCCGCCGACUCCUCCUCCAAUCCACUGCCGCAGUCUCCGACCUCGAAUCCCCCCCUCCACCCGCCGGCGGUGCGUCUUUCGGCUCCUCCUCCGGCUACUUCCUUUCCCCCUACGGCCUCGAUGAUUCCGCGAUCAAGACCCUCCCCCUCUCCCUGUACUCCAAGUCCAGGGCCAAACACCUCGCCGCCACCAAUCGGGAGUGCGCUGUGUGCCUCCUCGAGUUCGAGGACGACGACUCCCUCCGCCUGCUCCCCCUCUGCUCCCACGCCUUCCACGUCGAUUGCAUCGACGUCUGGCUCCGAUCGCAUGCCUCCUGCCCCCUCUGCCGCGCUGCCGUAUUCCACUACGCAUCCCCUUUCGUCCCGAUGGGGGCCGCCCGAAUCCGCCCCAGCCUCGAUGAUCUCCUCCUCGAUCCACCGCCCGAGUUCCCGCCGCCGAUGCCCGAUCCUGAAACCGAGAUCGUCCCCGCCGCCGCCGCCUCCCCGCCCUCGAUCCGCGGGGUCGACCGAUUCGGCUUCCGGGAUUUGGAUUUCCUUCUGAAACGGUCUUAUUCUCUCGGAUUCGAGCGGAGCCUGGCGGCCGAUCGGAUGGUCCACGACGCCUCCACCGCCUCGCCGUGGCGGUAACCGUACCGGAGUUUCUGGAGCAAGCAGUGGCCGUCGCCGUUCGGAGGCUUUGCCGGGGGCGGCUCCUCCUCCGCCUCCUGGGCGGCGAUGGGUUUUUCGUACCGAUCCUACCGGAGCGUCGCCGGGAAAUCGCCAUCCUUCCAGCGGCGGGGGUUCUUCCAGCUCUCGUCGGACCCGAACAUCCGGCUGAGGGGCGUCGCGGGGGCCGUCGUUCCGGCUGAGCCACUUGAUGACGAGCCCGUCAGCGCCGACGGAGCUUCUGUGGCCGGAGAAGCUGAACCGACGGUAGCCGGUCGCAGCGGCGUGCGCUGACCUGGAGUCGGCGGUGGCAGGAGAGGGGCCCGACGGAUGGGGUCAUCAGCCGGAGCGCUCUCAAUUGUGCGUUGCAUGCGAGAUAUUAAUGAGUUGCCGGUUUCUUUGGGGAAAGUAGAGAAAAAGACGUGUUAUUGUUCUCUAUUCUCUCGUCUUCGGUCUUCGUGGAGGACGAGCGUUCGUCGGUUAUGAAGGAGUAGCGGGACGGAAGAGAUGGGAGCGCGCGAUGGAGACGUUGGCGUCGCGGCUCCGGAGGAACGAUACGGGUUGAGAUCGCGGCAUCGUGUUUCGGUGCCGCCGUGCCGGUGCUGGCGCCGGUAACGGUUUUCGGUGGACCGACCUUGUUUACCGGGCGGACGUCGUGCCAUAGAAACAUUUAUGCGGAUCCAUGAUCCGCUAUCGAUUUUACCACCGAAGUACGUGCCGUUUGCUUACGCGGGUGUUCUCAGAUCCCAAGCCAGUAAAAAGAACUCCAUAUUGCACGCCGCCCUGUAUUGAUAUUUUUAAAAGGACUAUAUCACAGAAUUGGGGAAAACAAUAAUAGAACAAAUCUACUAUGGGAAUUGGCUUUUCUGUAUGGUUCAUAGUCAUGCUUGUGUGGUUAAAUUUAAUCUUUAUCUCAAAUAAGAGAAUUAGACUUAGUAUAUAUUGAAACCAGGUAUGGACAUGUGCGAAAAUGCUACAUGAUAUUGUUCAGAAAAACCUAUUUACAAUUUGAUCUCAUAUAACCGUUGUCUUUUGGUUUUGCAACAGAUUAAGUGCCUUAGGAGUAUGAAGGAUUCUGUUUUGAUUCUUGGAGCAUUAAUUUUA
Phoenix dactylifera (date palm) is the source of this 2247-nucleotide messenger RNA. RefSeq names its product RING-H2 finger protein ATL65-like. Gene Ontology annotation, molecular function: transferase activity. The record is from RefSeq and is a predicted model, not a curated record. Lineage: Eukaryota; Viridiplantae; Streptophyta; Magnoliopsida; Arecales; Arecaceae. Gene Ontology annotation, biological process: protein ubiquitination.